Molecule: messenger RNA, 6175 nt
Organism: Sciurus carolinensis (gray squirrel)
Lineage: Eukaryota; Metazoa; Chordata; Mammalia; Rodentia; Sciuridae
Gene: Cep170
Product: centrosomal protein 170
Exons: 21
Coding region: 377-4993 (1538 amino acids)
Cellular component (GO): centriole
Molecular function (GO): protein binding
Source: RefSeq, a predicted model, not a curated record
CUGCACAACCCUUUUUCAUUGUCUGGGCUUGGCGCCUGCGCAGUAAAAAAAUCGUUGGGACCCGGCUGGAGGGGAUAGGGCUUGGCUCCUCGCCCUUUCCCGAGGCGCCUGCGCAUUAAGCGCCCGCUCUUGCCGUUACCGCUAUGUGUGGGGCGUGUGUAGAAUAACGUUAUUGCCCAGCGGAGCUGAGGGGCCUUGAGCUCGACCGCUGCAGCAGCGACGACGACGACAGCGGCGGCGACGACGACGGGGUGGGGGGAGGACGGCGUGCUAGCGACUCACGGGACGCAACGCGCCCCGCCUCCCCCGUCCGGUCCCUCUCUCCACGGUGAGGGGAUGACGUAGCUUUGCCAAAGACUCAGAAGCUAAGCAGAAAAUGAGCUUAACAUCCUGGUUUUUGGUGAGCAGUGGAGGCACUCGCCACAGGCUGCCACGAGAAAUGAUUUUUGUUGGAAGAGAUGACUGUGAACUUAUGUUGCAGUCUCGCAGUGUGGAUAAGCAACAUGCUGUAAUCAAUUAUGAUGCCUCUACAGAUGAGCAUUUGGUGAAAGAUUUAGGCAGCCUAAAUGGGACUUUUGUGAAUGAUGUAAGGAUUCCAGAACAGACUUAUAUUACCCUGAAACUUGAAGAUAAGCUGAGAUUUGGAUAUGAUACAAAUCUUUUUACUGUUGUUCGAGGAGAAAUGAGGGUCCCUGAAGAAGCCCUUAAGCAUGAGAAGUUUACCAUUCAGCUUCAGUUGUCCCAGAAAUCUUCAGAAUCAGAAUUAUCAAAAUCUGCAAGUGCUAAAAGCGUAGAUUCAAAGGUAGCAGAUGUACCUACAGAAGUACAGCACAAGCCUACAGAAGCACUGAAAACUGAGGAGAAAGCCACAGAUAUUUCUACUAUGCCCCGUGGUACUCCAUUAUAUGGACAGCCAUCAUGGUGGGGGGAUGAUGAGGUGGAUGAAAAAAGAGAUUUCAAAUCAAAUGGCAAGACUGAAGAAAAAAAUCAUGAAACUGGAACAUCAGGGUGCAGCAUAGAUGCCAAGCAAGUUGAGGAACAGUCUGCAGCUGCAAAUGAAGAUGUACUUUUUCCUUUCUGUAGGGAACCAAGUUAUUUUGAAAUCCCUACAAAAGAAUUCCAGCAACCAUCACAAAUAACAGAGAGCACUAUUCAUGAAAUCCCAACAAAAGACACACCAAGUUCCCAUACAACAGGUGCAGGGCAUGCUUCAUUUACCAUUGAAUUUGAUGACAGUACCCCAGGGAAGGUAACUAUUAGAGACCAUGUGACAAAAUUUACUUCUGAUCAGCGCCACAAGUCAAAGAAGUCUUCUCCUGGAACUCAAGACUUGCCAGGAAUUCAAACAGGAAUGAUGGCUCCAGAAAACAAAGUAGCUGACUGGCUAGCACAAAACAAUCCUCCUCAAAUGGUAUGGGAAAGAACAGAAGAGGAUUCCAAAAGUAUAAAAAGCGAUGUUCCAGUGUACUUGAAAAGGUUGAAAGGAAACAAACAUGAUGAUGGUACACAAAGUGACUCAGAGAAUGCUGGGGCUCACAGGCGCUGUAGCAAACGUGCAACUCUUGAGGAACACAUAAGGCGCCACCAUUCAGAACAGAAAAAGCUACAGAAGGUGCAGGCUCCUGAAAAGCAUCAAGACCAGGCUGUUACUAGCUCUGCGCAUCACAGAGGGGGGCAUGGUGUUCCACAUGGGAAAUUGUUAAAACAGAAAUCAGAGGAGCCUUCGGUGUCAAUACCCUUCCUACAAACUGCAUUAUUAAGAAGUUCAGGGAGUCUUGGGCACAGACCAAGCCAGGAGAUGGAUAAAAUGUUAAAAAAUCAAGCUACUUCUGCUACUUCUGAAAAGGAUAAUGAUGAUGACCAAAGUGACAAGGGUACUUAUACCAUUGAGUUAGAGAAUCCCAACAGUGAGGAAGUGGAAGCAAGAAAAAUGAUUGACAAGGUGUUUGGAGUAGAUGACAAUCAGGAUUAUAAUAGACCUAUUAUCAAUGAAAAGCAUAAAGAUCUGAUAAAAGAGUGGGCUCUUAGUUCUGCUUCAGUAGUAAUGGAAGAACGAAAACCACUGAGUACAUCUGUAUUUCAUAACUCAGAGGAAGGCAUAUCUUCAUCUGGAAGCAAACGUUGGGUUUCACAGUGGGCUAGUUUGGCUGCUAAUCAUACAAGACAUGAUCAAGAAGAAAGAAUAAUGGAAUUAUCUGCACCUGUUCCUUUAGAAAAUGAGACAGAUAUUGGUGAAUCUGGCAUUUCACUGAAAAGAACUGGAUCUGUAGCUUCCUUGGCUGGGCAGGGAGAAAGAAGGAGACGAACUCUUCCCCAACUUCCAAAUGAAGACAAGUCUCUUGACAGCUCUAGAGCAAAGAUUAUAGCACAGAGGUCAGAAAUAGGAGAAAAGCAAGACACAGAACUGCAGGAGAAAGAAACACCAACAGUGGUACACCAGAAAGAUAAACAAGAUGCUGACAGAGCUCUGAAUAAAGUGAACAGGACAGUAAAUGGUGGAGAUAAUAAAGUCCUGCCUCACAUAGGCAGCUCUUCUCCUGGGAAGGAGAGGAGUGAAACUGAUAAGGAAGCUUCUUUAGUAAAGCAGACAUUAGCAAAAAUUCAGCAGCAACAAGAACAGAAGGAGCAGGCCCAGUGGACACCUGCUAAAUUAGCUUCAAAAAAUGUUUCAGGUCAGAUAGAUAAAUGCAGGGAAGAAACUUCUAAACAAGAGUCCCAACCUCCAGACAAAAUUCCAGGACAUUCUACAAGCAAAGGAGAAAGGGCGAUACAAAAUGAGAGCAAGAGAAGAAAAGCUGAGGAAAUUCUGAAAAGUCAGACUUCAAAGGGAGGAGACAAGAAAGAAUCCUCCAAGUCUUUAGUGCGACAAGGGAGCUUCACUAUAGAAAAACCUAGCCCAAAUAUACCUAUAGAACUUAUUCCUCAUAUAAAUAAACAGACUUCAUCUACUCCCCCUUCUUUAGCAUUAACAUCUGUAAAUAGACUACGAGAAAGAAGUGACUCUUUGGAUACUGAUUCUAGUAUGGACACAACCCUUAUUUUAAAAGACACAGAAGCAGUAAUGGCUUUUCUAGAAGCUAAAUUGCGUGAAGAUAAUAAAACUGAUGAAGGCCCAGAUACUCCCAGUUAUAAUAGAGACAAUUCUAUUUCACCAGAAUCUGAUGUGGAUACAGCUAGUACAAUCAGUCUGGUUACUGGAGAGACUGAAAGAAAGUCAACCCAAAAGCGAAAGAGUUUCACUAGCCUCUAUAAAGAUAGAUGUUCCACAAAUUCUCCUUCCAAAGAUGUAACUAAAUCAUCAUCUUCGGGUGCUAGGGAGAAAAUAGAAAAGAAAACAAAAAGUCGUUCCUCGGAUGUAGGUUCAAGAUCAGAUGGUCGUAAAUUUGUACAGUCCAGUGGAAGAAUAAGACAGCCUUCAGUAGACUUAACGGAUGAUGACCAAACCUCCAGUGUACCUCAUUCUGCUAUCUCUGAUAUUAUGUCAUCUGAUCAAGAAACUUAUUCCUGUAAAUCUCAUGGAAGGACUCCACUUACCUCAACUGAUGAGCAUGUACAUUCCAAACUGGAAGGAGGUAAAGGAACAAAAUCUAAGACUUCUCCUGUAGCAUCUGGUUCAUCCAGUAAGUCAACUACUCUUCCAAGGCCACGACCUACCAGGACUUCCCUCUUGCGCAGAGCACGACUUGGUGAAGCUUCAGACAGUGAACUUGCUGAUGCCGACAAAGCAUCUGUUGCUUCUGAAGUAUCCACAACAAGUUCUACAUCUAAGCCACCCACAGGAAGGCGCAAUAUUUCUAGGAUUGAUUUAUUGGCUCAGCCUCGUAGAACACGGCUUGGCUCAUUAUCAGCUCGUAGUGACUCUGAAGCAACAAUAUCUAGAAGUAGUGCCUCUUCACGUACUGCAGAAGCCAUCAUUAGAAGUGGAGCCAGAUUAGUACCAUCAGAUAAAUUUUCUCCUAGAAUUAGAGCUAACAGUAUCUCUCGACUGUCGGACUCCAAGGUCAAAAGUAUGACCUCAACUCAUGGCUCUCCUUCAGUAAAUUCAAGAUGGAGGCGCUUUCCUACUGAUUAUGCUUCCACCUCAGAAGAUGAAUUUGGAUCAAACCGUAAUUCCCCUAAACAUACCCGUCUACGUACUUCUCCAGCCCUGAAAACCACUCGCUUGCAGAGCACUGGAUCAGCAAUGCCUACUAGUUCUUCUUUCAAGCACCGGAUUAAAGAACAGGAAGACUACAUCCGAGACUGGACUGCUCAUCGAGAAGAAAUAGCCAGGAUCAGCCAAGAUCUUGCACUCAUUGCUCGGGAGAUCAACGAUGUAGCAGGAGAGAUAGAUUCAGUGACUUCAUCAGGCACUGCCCCUAGUACCACAGUAAGCACUGCUGCCACCACCCCUGGCUCUGCCAUAGACACUAGAGAAGAGGUAGGAGAUCUUCAUGGAGAAAUGCAUAAGUUGGUUGAUCGUGUUUUUGAUGAAAGUCUCAACUUCCGAAAGAUCCCUCCAUUAGUUCAUUCUAAAACUCCAGAAGGAAACAAUGGUCGGUCUGGGGAUCCAAGACCUCAACCAACGGAGCCUCCUGAUCACCUAACAAUUACAAGACGGAGAACUUGGAGCAGGGAUGAAGUCAUGGGAGAUAAUCUGCUGCUGUCAUCUGUCUUCCAGUUCUCUAAAAAGAUAAGACAAUCUAUAGAUAAAACAGCUGGAAAAAUCAGAAUAUUAUUUAAAGACAAAGAUCGGAACUGGGAUGAAAUAGAAAGCAAAUUAAGAGCUGAAAGUGAGGUCCCUAUUGUGAAAACCUCAAGCAUGGAGAUUUCUUCUAUUUUGCAGGAACUGAAAAGAGUCGAAAAGCAGUUACAAGCAAUCAAUACUAUGAUUGACCCAGAUGGAACUUUGGAGGCUCUCAACAACUUGGGAUUUCCCAGUGCUAUCUUGCCAUCGCCACCAAAACAGAAAUCCAGUCCUGUGAAUAACCACAGCAGCCCGGCCAUGCUGUGACCUGCAAGCAAACUAAAUAUCCAACAUUUCUGAACCCCCAUGUCUCCUGUGCCAAGCUGCUCCCUGAUAUGGACUUCCUCUUCAUCUGUACAGAUUUGUUAAACCAUUCUGUUUGCUUCUUAAUGUUAGGUUUAUAUUAGUACUCAUUACCAUUGGACACAAUGACAUUGUUCUCCAUAGUAAAGCAGACCUUUUACAACAGUCAUUCUGUGUCCUAAAAUUUUCCAGCCUAGAUGUGAUUUAUAUAACUUUGUUGCUACAUGACUUGUCUUGGGGUUUAUGGAGAUUAACUAUUAUGUUUGCACUAAGAUUUACUGGGAGUGGUAGGUGGACAUAUCUAUAUAUCAAUAAGGACUAACCGUCUUUUUUGUACAUAGGAAAUUGAUAAUACUGUAUUUGUUUUAACCCCACAGUGUUUUACUCCACUUUCAAAAAGAUCAAUUUGGCACUUUUUUUCAAUUUUUUAAAUGGAAAUAAGAUUUUUGUCUCUCAUUUUAGGUUAAAUAACUAGAAAGAUCAAACUAGACAGUUUAGGUGGAGUAUAUUUUUAAAACUAAGAACAUGUAUAUUGGUCCUGUGUUACCAAGUUUAUAUGUGACAGUUGAAAAAAACUUCCCCCUGAAAUGAUCAUGAGGUUAAAAUUUUCUUCAUUAGGAAACUUGGAGAACCAGUAGUUGUAAGAUUAGUUGAUAGUUUCACUCCCAAGCAGUGAAUUGCUUCUGUGUGUUUCCCUGUAGGACCCUAGUAAAUCCUGUCUCAGUCUUAAACACAUUUAUGAGGACCCUGCAAGUCAACAAUGACAAAGGCUUUUGACUUAUGCUACUAAACAGAAAGCCUAUGAAAAACAUCUUCAAUAAACUUGUUGUUUUUUUCUUUCCUUCCAGUAAGUUCACAUUUGGGUGAUUUUAAAAAUAAUCAUCUUCGUGUUUCCAGAACACUAUAAUUUGGGUGAAUCUUAGUUAAGUUAAAUAUUGUUAGUCUUGGAUUUCCCCCUUGAUUCCAACAGCCCCUAACAUUUAAACUGCAACUUUUGCAACUUUUGUGAAAGUCUUUAAUUUUUAUUUCAGCAAUAACCUGUUCUACCUUGUUUAAAGAAACAAAGUAACUGUACACUUCAAAACUUUAUAGGAUUUUAAAAAUCCUGUAGUGUUGGAUCAGUUAAUAAAAAUGCAGUAUCUUUUU